AGUUUUACCGAAGUUGGCAGCAUCGUUCACGUUAAUAUUAGAAUUAUAAAUAAACAAACCCAAUGUUCACCAGGUGUGUAGUAGCUCGGCUCAGCCGCUUAAAUACACGUUCUGCUACCGCUGCAGGCUAUCACAGCUUAUGCAGGCCAAACACAAACCAAAACCGAGUUCCUAGGGCAACGACGGCCUCUGAAGUCUUCAAUCAAAACAAUGGACCUUUGAGACGGCGGCUUUUUAGCAGCCAAAUCGAGACGGAGAGCUCCCUGGAUACGGCCACCUACGAGCGAGUGUGCUCCGAGACCCUUGACGGCCUGUGUGACUAUUUUGAGGAGCUGACCGAGAACGCCACAGACCUCAUUGGCACCGACGUGGCCUAUGGCGAUGGUGUGCUCACAGUGAAUCUGGGCAAGAGCCACGGCACCUAUGUGAUCAACCGCCAGACGCCCAACAAGCAGAUCUGGCUAAGUUCCCCCACCAGCGGUCCCAAGCGCUUCGAUUACGUUGGCACACCCAAGGCCGGCAAGUGGAUAUACAGGCACACAGGCCAGUCGCUGCACCAGUUGUUGCAGCUCGAAAUACCAAAUAUUGUAAAGUCCCAGACCGUGGACUUUAUGCGGUUGCCCCACUGUAGUUAAGAAUUUAGUUCCUUGAUAACAUAAAAAGAGUUGAUCGAUUACCGCUUUA
Messenger RNA from Drosophila miranda, 684 nucleotides. RefSeq names its product frataxin homolog, mitochondrial (gene fh). The record is from RefSeq and is a predicted model, not a curated record. Gene Ontology annotation, biological process: iron incorporation into metallo-sulfur cluster; intracellular iron ion homeostasis. The transcript has 2 exons. Gene Ontology annotation, cellular component: mitochondrion. Bases 63 to 635 code for a protein of 190 amino acids. Gene Ontology annotation, molecular function: ferrous iron binding; iron chaperone activity; ferroxidase activity. Lineage: Eukaryota; Metazoa; Arthropoda; Insecta; Diptera; Drosophilidae.